AUGACUGAUACAGGGGAUGAUCCCCUCAAUAUGGUCAUUUAUAAUACUAGAAACAGAUUAAGGGAACUUCAAAAAUCAAUUGGUGCUGAAAAUACAGAUUAUUCAACUCUUGUUUCUGAAAUCAAAGAUUUAUCAACCACAUUAAAACAAGAAUCUGAAGUAAUUUCAGCAAUACCGCCACAAACAUCAGAUGUCAUACCUCUUUUCAGACCCACAAUUACUACAGCUCGAAAAAAAGAAAAACAAAAUGUCCCACCAUUAGAUGAUGUUAGAUAUAAAGUUACAAAAGCAGCUGUUUUAAAGAAACAAUAUACAGUUAUUAAGAAAGACACAAAAAAAUUGCCUACUCUAAAAGGAAACGCAAAAUUUCAAGACGCUUCAACUCUAAUUGCGAAAGGAAUUCUCUCUCCGAGCGAUGAUUUAUCAAAUCUAUUACCAACUGUUGAACCUUCUUCUGGUCCAACUGGUUCUUUAUUAUUUCCAAAUAUACAUGUUGAUAUUGGAGCCGCAGCACGAGAGAUACAGAGGAAGAAAGCUUUAAAGACACAAAGACGUCAGAUUACAACACCAACUGCUAUUCUUACUACACCAAGAAUAAAUGAUUUACCAGAAGAAGUCAUAGAAAAGCCAGCUGAAGAGCCUCCAAAACCAAGAAUUUACGAAGACUUACAAGAUGAGUUUGCAUAUCAAACACUUCUCGUUGUUCACGGAAAGAUUGCUCGUGAAACACCAGAUUUUGAAUCUUUCCAACGUACAAACACUUCUCGGUGGGAAAGAAUUAACCAAAUCUUGCUUAAAAUCGAGGAAAUUUGUGCGAUAUUUAAACUUUCAUAUGCUGAAAUUGAUGGUAGAAAGUUAUCUCAAGCAUCUUUCUCAAAACAACUUGAUAUGGAUGUAGCUCUUGGUUGUUUGUUAAACAUAGAAGAAUAUGUUAAUAAAAUAAGAAAUCAGGCUGCAACAUUAAUACAGCGCAACUUCAGACUCUUUCUAGAGCGUCGUGAGUGCAAUAAUAGGAAGACUCUGUUCCAUGCUGCAUUAACAAUUCAGAAUUUCUGGCGCAAUCAAAAAUCAAAAGAAAUUUUCUUAAACGAGAUUCGAAAUAAUAUUGAAGAAAUUCCAAAUAGAGCAAUGGAUCUCACUAAUAAUAUGUCUGGAAAGUUUAAAGAUAUCGAAAAGGAUCCAUAUGUCGAAGUGCAUGUGAUAACAAAUCCAAUUGAUUUCCUUCGAGUUAUGGAUUUGAUGUUUACAAAUAUCACACUUAUACUCAUUGUUCAUUAUCUUCCACAGUCACAUAUAUGGGAAGACUUUUUGGAAUAUAUGGCGCACUGUGGUAUUCCAAAUGUGAAUGAACGAAUCAACUUUGUUAUCCUUAAAGAAACUUAUGGUGGAAAUGGAAUUUCCAAUCGUUUGUUCUUAGACAUGGUAAGUGUUAAUUACGUGAAAAAAUUAUUAUUUGGUAGAACAUCAUUUUUAGUUCCUCAUUCUGAUUGGGAUAUCGAGAGACAACUAUCACUUGAUCUCAAUAUUCCGAUCUUCGGAUCUAUUAAACCUGAAGAAAUAGAAUCUCGAACAGAAACAACUUCAGUUUUUCGAAAAUCAGGAAUUGUUACACCUUUAUCAACGAAAGAGUAUUUUGAUAUUGAAGAGCUUGGUAAUGAAGUAAUAGAGCUAAUGAGAAGCAAUACAGAUUUAACAAGGUGGAUAAUUCAUCUUGGUUGCAAUCAAUCAGAAGACGCCAUUGCUUGGUUCGAAUCAAAUCGAGAUAUUUUAUAUAGUCCUGAUUCUUUUGAAGAAAAAAUGAAACGAUCAAUUUCCGCUACAACAAAGCCUCAGAUAUUCCUUCAAAAGAUCAGCAUGUAUGGAGCUACUGUUGAAGCAGUUCCAAACAUUGUUUAUUCCUUCCCAAGUGUAUCACUCUUGCUUACAGGAAAUGAAAUCAGAGUCAUUGGAACAUACGAUCGAAUGCAUCAUUCUCCAUUCAGGUUUGGUGCUCUUGUUGCUCCAUCAGUUAGUAUUAAUGGUAUUGAAUUAGUAUCAAUGGGAAGAGCUGUAGGAUCAGAGCUUAUGAAGAGGAAUAUAAUAGGCUAUGUUACUGUAGAUUUCAUGACAUUCCAAGAUAAAAAUAUAAUGAGAACUAUUGGUUUUGGGAUAAGAUUGAAUAGCUAUCCUGCAGCCUUGCAGCUUGCUUAUUGUACACUUUCUGCAGGUUACAACGAGCAAAAAAACAAAAUUGUUUUAUUGCGGAAUAAUGGACAAGAACAAAUCAAAGGAAAGAAGUCAAGAUAUGUCAUAAUUCAUACUGGAUUAACCCAUAAUGCAUUAAAUGACUUUGGAUCUAAAGAUAUUAAGAGAAAUUGCUUCAAUCAUGGUUUCAUGUUUGAUUUGCUUAAUAGAACAGGUUUUAAAUUGCAAUUUUUAGAUGCUCCACCAGAAGGUAAAAGUUUCUCCAUGGUUAGCGCAACAUCUGUCGAUGCAGCAAUUGCAUUGUUUGAAAAAUCAUAUGAAUUCAUUGUUAGAAUGUUAUCUCAGAAAUGUCCAUCAGAUGAGAAUUCUAUUUCUCGAGCAUUAAUAAGUGCUAGGCAUUUCCAUUCGCGUGUUUUGAAAUAA
This is a messenger RNA of Trichomonas vaginalis G3, 2607 nucleotides long. RefSeq names its product IQ domain-containing protein H family. The record is from RefSeq and is a predicted model, not a curated record. The coding region runs from base 1 to 2607 and encodes 868 amino acids. NCBI's taxonomy places the organism in Eukaryota, Parabasalia, Trichomonadida, Trichomonadidae. Gene Ontology annotation, molecular function: protein binding. The transcript has a single exon.